Messenger RNA from Suillus bovinus, 660 nucleotides. RefSeq lists its product as uncharacterized. NCBI's taxonomy places the organism in Eukaryota, Fungi, Basidiomycota, Agaricomycetes, Boletales, Suillaceae. Bases 1 to 660 code for a protein of 219 amino acids. The transcript is spliced from 6 exons. The record is from RefSeq and is a predicted model, not a curated record.
AUGUUCUCCAUCAUUCAGACUGGACUCCGAGUCGUAUCCGCACCCUUCGUCACUAUCCUCCCCUUCCUCAUUGAAUUCUUCAAACCCCUCGCCAUCACCAUCAUUUUCAUCAUGCGCAUCCUCGUCAUUCACAACAUCCAUGGCAUCAGACCGUAUUGCCGACUGAGAGCCAAAGCAGUCCCUGGCUACUCUGCGCAAAGUGAUGGGAUGGCCAACACCCAGUACUCCUCCCAGUCAUCUAGCUGUCCCCCAGGGCGCACUGAUGAUUCUCCUUGCCAAAGCAAGCUUACGCCAUGUCCAGAGGCAAAUGUGGGAAGUAGACUCCUCCACAAAAGCAAUCUUUGGAAGACGGGCAUGCUUAGUGCCAGAUCGAUGGCCCUGAAGCACUGCCAGCCAUCGGACCCACAAAACUUCAAGGUGCUGCUUCAAAGGCUUGCUCCCACCAUUGCCAUAAAAAGUAUGACUCAGGUCCAUAAGCUUUGCACCUACCUUGAUAGCAGGAUUGCCCCUCAUUUUCUUGGAGAAAAGGGGGGUGUCCGCGUGCGAUUGGUUACUAGCGGAGGGAUAGAAAGCCUUAAGGGCUCUGUGGGCAAGUUCUCCCUAUCCAAACUUAACAUCAGGCAUAUAGCAUGGCAGGAAGACACAGCAUUCACUAUUUGA